Drosophila biarmipes is the source of this 5008-nucleotide messenger RNA. RefSeq names its product midnolin homolog (gene stx). The coding region runs from base 244 to 3669 and encodes 1141 amino acids. The transcript is spliced from 5 exons. NCBI's taxonomy places the organism in Eukaryota, Metazoa, Arthropoda, Insecta, Diptera, Drosophilidae. The record is from RefSeq and is a predicted model, not a curated record. Gene Ontology annotation, molecular function: protein binding. Gene Ontology annotation, cellular component: nucleus.
CGAAAUUCGCCUCAGAUACGUUUCGACGCCCAGCGGGGUUUGUGAAUGUUUUAGAUACUCUUUGGCGGUUGGCGCCGCUUGACUUGCCGUGUGCAGAGUGUGUGCAGUGUACCUCCAGGCCGAUCCUCUUCGGAGCGAGUGAUAACGCAAGAGAGAGCGAUAAAGAGAGAGGGAGAGACGAGCUCCUCUAAGACCUCUGACGAAAAAGAAAGAAAAGAGAAAAAAAAAAAAAAAACACCGGACAUGGAUAAAUCAGCGGCCACGAACUCGGCCACUGCCGAUGGCCAAAACGAGGCAGCAGCAGCCGCAGCAGCAGCGGCUGGGUGUGGCAGCAGCAGCAGCAGCAGCGGCGGCGGCAGCAGCGGUGGCAGCACCAGCAGCACCGCCACCAGCAACAACAACAACCACAGCGACUUGCAGCGUUUGGCAACAACACCGACGGCGGCGGCGGCAGCGGCAACAACAAGUGCCGUGGUGCCCUCCUCCCCCAUGACGAUCAACCUGAACAUCAGCACCACCACCGGCGGCAACUUCGGCGUCAGCGUCGAGCCGUUCAUCAGCGUGGAGAGCCUGAAGAAGAUCAUCGCCAAGAAGCUGAAGGUGGCCAAGGACCGCAUCUGCCUGCUGCACCGCGAGAAGGAACUUCAGGAUGGCACGCUCAGGGAUCACAACUUAAUGGACGGGUCCAAGAUCAUUUUGAUACCAAACGUGGAAACUGGUUUAUUGGCUCAGCGUCCCGAGAACACGGUUAUGCAAGCGCUGGAAUCGCUUAACGACUCGCAGGUUAAUGACUUUCUUAGCGGCAAGACCCCGCUCAACCUGAGCAUGCGCCUCGGCGACCACAUGAUGCUCAUCCAGCUGCAGCUGAGCACGGUGAAUCCGGCGGGCGGUGGCGCCACAGUGGCCACCGGCGGUGCUGGCACCACAGCUGCUGCUGCCGCCUCUACAACGUCGUCGGCGUCUGCAAUGCCAGCUGGCACUGGCUGCUCCAACGCCACAUCCUCCUCUUCAUCCUCCUCCUCAUCGUCGUCGGCGUCGGCUGGAGGCAGUGGUGGUGCCACCAGCUCAUCCACAUCCUCGUCGUCGAGAACCCGCUCCUCUGGCCAGCGAUCGAGCGGAAGAAUCGGCCAUGGCCAUGUGCACAGCCACCAGCAUCCGAGCCUGCAUGCUGUCAACAUGCAUGACAUGAGCCACAGACACGGCCAUGGCCAUGGGCACAGCCACGGCCACGGACAUGGGCACAGCCAUCACCAUCAUCACCACCACCAUCACCAUCAUUACCACAACGCUUCGGCCGUGGCCGCAGGCAGCGGCGGGGGCAUGUCCUCGCUGCGCAAGAUGUACGGCGACUUGCCCAGCUCGUCCGGAGCAGCUGGUUCGGGGGCAUCUGGAACGGGCACUGGCCAGGCACAAGGUUCGUCCACGCUCAAUGGACCCGAUCUCACCAAGCUGCUGAUCAAGGGCGGCAUUCAGAACAUCAUGCAGAAGAGCUUCGCUCUGAAGGAGGCCAGUGGUGGGGCUGCAGCUCGUCCCGUGGCCAAUGGUGGAUCCGGUUCGAGUCCGGGCAAACCCGUGCUGGAGCAGUCGCCCAUCAAAUCGCUGUCGAAUCUCGUGUCCAGCCCCAUCAAGAUGACGGCCAUCAAAAACAUUCCCCUGCCCGCAACGGCUGCCGCCAGUUCCUCCAGUUCCAGUUCCAGUUCGAGUUGCAGCUGCAGCUCCAGCUCUUCGGCCGCCGCCUCAACGUCGUCGUCGUCGUCGUCGUCAUCCUCUUCCAGUGGAGCCUGCACCACCAUUGGCGGCUGCCAGCAGGAUCCCAUCGCCGCCAAGCUGACCUCGUGCCUGUGCACACGUCUACCCACGCCGUCAGUGGCUCCGCCGGUGGCCUCCCUGGUCUCACCCAGUGCUCCGCUGACCAGAUCCGGUUCCACCAGCUCGGCCGGCAAGUGCCAGGACUCGAGUUGCGGUGGACCGAAUGCCGGAUACGCUGUACGCUCGACUGCCUCGGGCGCAGGCGUCACCUUCUCGGGCAACUCGAUGCUGCACAAGACGGGCAACAAUCGCAUCACCAGAACCAAGCAUCGUCACUACCAUAGCCACAGUCACGGACAUGGACAUGGACACAGCAACAGUAGCAGCAGCAGCAGCAACAGCAGCAGUAGCCACUUUUACCAUCAAGGCUGUGGCAGCAACCAGUCAUCGGUUAACGCAGCCGCCAUAGCCUCGUCUUCCUCAUCCGCAUCCUCUUCCUCGUCGACCUCGUCGUCGCGUCGCAAGCUGGAGCAGGCCAUGGCAGCCGGAGCAGGAGUAGGAGCCGGAUCAGCAGCCACAACCGCAACGGCAGCGGCAACGGUGGCCCUGCCGGCCAGCGGCACAGCCACCGAGGCCGAGGACUCCCUGCUGGGUGUGUCGGACACCAGGACUCUGGCCGAGGCAUCGCGAAAUCUCACCCAGACAUUGCGCAAACUCUCCAAGGAGGUGUUCACCCACAAGAUCGAUCUGUCCGGGGCCGGUGUGGUGACCAGCAGCCGCAGCUCCAGCAGUGGUGCCGCCUCCAGUGGAUCGGCCAGUGGCGAGGAGGCACCGCGCAAGGGCGGAUCGGGAGCCGUCAUCGAGUCGAUGAAGAACCAUGGCAAGGGCAUCUAUUCGGGCACCUUUUCGGGCACGCUCAAUCCGGCGCUGCAGGAUCGCUAUGGGCGACCCAAGCGGGACAUCUCCACGGUGAUUCACAUUCUCAACGACCUGCUGAGUGCCACACCGCAGUACGGACGUGGCGCCCGCAUCAGCUUCGAGGCCCCCACCACGGGCUCGGUAUCGGGAUCCAGUUCGGGAUCGGGCAGCAGUGGCUCCUCCUCGACGACGUCCUCUAGCAGCGGCAUGCAUCACGGAUCGCGCAGCAAAAUGUACUCUUCCAAGCACCACAACUGCGCCAAGUGCAACAGUCGCGCCCAGCAGCAGCAGCAACAGCAGCAGCAGCAGCAGUCGGCGGCUUUGGCCAACGGAGGCAGCUGCUCCUUCCGUGACUGCCCCAGCUAUCACUCCUCCUCCGCCGCCGCCUCCAAGGCGUCCGGCAGCUCCAAGUCUUCGUCUCACAGUUGCUGCCAGGCAGAGUCACCGAGCUCCCUGGCCAGCCAAGCCAACGGCUGCAGCUGUCGCUAUCGCCGGGACGAUGGACAGGGACAGGGACAGGGAGAGCGGGAGCGCGAGCACACGUGCCAGAAGUGCACCGUGGAACUGGCCAACAUGAAGACGCGCUCGAAGAUGGACCAGCUGCGCCUGGUGAUGCAGCAGCACAAGCAGAAGCGAGAGGCACGCAAGCUGAAGAGCGGCCCCUAUGCCACGCCCGCCACAGCCUCGGCGGGAGACAGCCUCUCCGCGACGGCAGCCGGUGGAGCUGCAGCCGUUUCAAUGGGCGGGGCGGCGGGCCAGUACAGUGCCGUGAGCGCCCUGGUGGCCACGCCCCUGCAACAAGCCGCUGUGCCCGUCCAGGCGGGGAAAGCAGCACCCACAAGCAACAGCAGCAGCAGCAGCAACACCAAUGCCAACAGCAACAGCAACACAUCGACGGCACCCGCAACAGCAGCAACGGCGGCCGCAGCAGCAGCAACGGCAGCACCACCCAGCGAAGUCUCGCCCAACCACAUUGUGGAGGAGGUGGACACGGCGGCCUAAAGGCAGCGGCACCAUCAUCGGCUAGAGCAACCACCAGCCCCGCUGACAUUAUCCUAUUUUGUAGCAUUUACUAGUUUACGCAGCAGCAGCAAAGAGAGAAGAUCUGACGAGAGAUGAAGGAGAUCUGAGGAAGGAGAUGCGAAGAUGAAGAUGCAGGACCAGCAGAAGCAGAUGGGCAAACAAGAGAAACUAGAACCACAACUAAAGCUUACAUUAAUCUAGAGUUAGUGCAUAACAACACCAAUUCUUAUGUUCGAACCCCCGCUCGUUCAAUGUUCCCACCUUCGCGACGAGGCAAGAAAUGGGAAUGGGACCGCCCGGAAAGUCGAUAAGCUGUUAAAUUAAUUUUAAGACCCUUUAAUAACAACACACACAACACCACCUCUUCAGUCCAGGCCAACACUUGGAGUGAAUGAAUCAGCUUCUGGAGGCGAAAUCCUUUAAUGUUUUGUAAAUUAAAUUUAGUGAAAUUUUUUGUGUGCAUCCCAGGCAAACGCCAAGUUGAGUAAUUGACAAGAUCAAUUGCAAAAAACCUGCAAGAGCGGAAAAUAGCUUAAAAAAGCGAGAAAAUUCAUAAGAAAAAGGAUGGGAAAAACCUAAUAAUGGAAAUGAUUAAUAUAGAUUUACAUGUAAAACGUAUACACCCACACACAGACUAUGCUGAAUGAAUUGUAAGCCAAAGCGGUGGCAAAUUUUGGUAGAACUAAAGCGAAAUCUAGAUGUAAUUUUAGACACACCAAAUCUAACAAGACACACACACACACAAGAUCACACACACACACCUGGCUUUGGCAGCUUUAUGUUAUGUUUAACUUCAAUCAAGCAAAUGCAAAUGCAAAUGCGACUGCAAAGUGGCGCUUUAACCUAAUUUGCCUUAAUAGAAAAUCGUUUUUCACCUAUUACUAUAUUUUAUAUUUUUUUUGUAUACUUUAUCACCAAGAAUGUGUUUCGAAACGCGCCGGGGAAAAACGAGCGACGAAUUGAAUUUUGUUCACCUACACCUAUGCUAUUGAAUUAGUUAGUAAGACUAUGUUUUCUAUUCAUUUUACAAUUACCAUUACACGCAUAAUUACCGAUUGGAUUAGUUUCAUAAGUUGCGCAACAGCAGCGCCUAAGGAGCUAAGGAGCAGCAAGUAACGCUAACUUAGCUGUAGAGUUAUAAUUUAAACACAAGCAAUUACUAUUUUUUUGUCCUACACUUACCACUAUUAUCCAAUUCAAAUAAUGCAAUUAGUUCUAGGCGAGUUUUACUUUUGAGUUGGUUUCAUUUGUCUUUGCCUUGAGUGCACCACAACUACUUGAUUUCAAUAAAUGUUUAGUAAAUGGUUUAGUUAACUAA